CAGAGGAUUCCUUGCCUCCUGCUCUGUGUCGAAUCGUCAGUGCAGCAAAGCAGACGCCUUCCCUCUUCUGGUGAAAGUGCAUUCUGGAACUGCAGCAUGUAUUUACUUGCCCUGGGGUUUGGCUGUUUUCAGGCUGAAAGCUGGGAGGAAGAAGCGAGUGGAGUGGCGGCAGCAGAGAUGGCGCGGCUGGUGGCAGUUUGCAGAGACGGCGAAGAAGAAUUCCUCUUUGAGAAGCGGCAGAUUCCCCUUUACAUCGAUGACACCCUGACGAUGGUGAUGGAGUUUCCUGAUAAUGUGCUAAAUCUUGAUGGACAUCAGAAUAAUGGAGCACAAUUAAAACAGUUCAUUCAGCGGCACAGCAUGCUGAAGCAGCACAGCCUGCUCAAACAGCAGGACAUGAACCUUGCCAUGAUGGUGACGUCGCGUGAAGUCUUGAGUGCACUUUCUCAGCUUGUCCCAUGUGUUGGCUGUCGCCGUAGCGUGGAGCGCCUCUUCUCCCAGCUGGUGGAGUCGGGGAAUCCAGCCCUCGAGCCCCUCACGGUUGGGCCGAAGGGAGUCCUUUCCGUCACUCGCAGCUGCAUGAUGGACGCAAAGAAGCUUUAUACGCUUUUCUAUGUGCACGGGUCCAAAUUAAACGAAAUGAUAGAUGCAAUUCCGAAAAGCAAGAAGAACAAGAGAUGUCAGUUGCACUCCCUUGACACACACAAACCCAAACCUUUGGGGGGUUGCUGGAUGGAUGUGUGGGAGCUCAUGUCCCAGGAGUGCAGGGACGAAGUAGUUUUAAUUGAUUCUAGCUGUCUUUUAGAAACCUUGGAAACGUAUCUCCGGAAACACAGGUUUUGCACCGACUGCAAAAACAAAGUGCUGCGAGCGUACACCAUUCUGAUAGGCGAGCUGGACUGCAGCAAAGAGAAGGGCUACUGCGCCGCGCUGUACGAAGGGCUGCGCUGCUGUCCCCACGAGCGUCACAUCCACGUGUGCUGCGAGACGGACUUCAUUGCGCACCUCCUUGGCCGAGCUGAACCCGAGUUCGCAGGAGGGUAUGAGCGAAGGGAGAGGCAUGCCAAGACCAUCGACAUCGCCCAAGAAGAGGUCCUCACCUGCCUGGGCAUCCACCUGUACGAAAGGCUGCACCGCAUCUGGCAGAAGCUCCGGGCGGAGGAGCAGACGUGGCAGAUGCUCUUCUACCUUGGCGUCGAUGCGUUACGGAAAAGCUUUGAGAUGGCUGUGGAGGAAGUGCAGGGCAUCAGCCGGCUGGAGCAGCUCUUUGAAGAGUUCUCCGAAGAGGAGAGAGUGCGGGAGCUCAAGCAGGAGAAGAAGCGCCAGAAGCGCAAGAACCGAAGGAAAAACAAGUGUGCCUGUGAGAUCCCAGCUCCUUUGCAAGCCCCGGAGGAGAAGGACAUCAGCCAGGAGAAGGAGAACUUUUUGGAAAGCAGCUGCAAAGCCUGUGGCAGCACCGAAAACAGCAGCAGCUGCGUCGAAGUCCUAGUCCCCAGCGAAAGUACUUCCUGCACCUGCCCGACUGGCGGCACUUUGCUGGGUUUGCCGAAAAUAAAGAAAGGAUUAUCUGCACACUGUAACGGCAGUGACUGCGGCUACUCGUCCAGCAUGGAGGGCAGCGAAACAGGAUCUCGAGAAGGUUCGGAUGUCGCUUGCACAGAGGGCAUUUGCAACCAUGAUGAAAACGGUGAGGACUCCUGCGUCCAUCACUGCGAUCUCAAAGAGGAGGAUGGGGACAGUUGUGUGGAGUGCUGGGCCAAUUCAGAAGACCACCUUAAAGGGAAAAACCGGAAGAAGAAGAGGAAAAGCAAGAAGUGUGAGGCUGAGCAUAUCCACAAACCGGGUGGCUGCCUUGUAGACUUGAGCAAUCGAGAGAACUCAGGGAAUCUGGUGCCCACAGAGUUCCACCGAGACAAGACCAAAGACCUGCAUUCUGAGCCUUGCUGCCGGGUGGAAAAGGUCGGGCAGCCAGUGCCUUGGCUGGAGCACAGGAAGGCGGCAGCGCUGUGCCUGGAACCUCCAGAAGCGGCCUCCGUUCCCGAUUCUGGAAAGGGUGCCAAGAGCUUGGUGGAGCUCCUUGAUGAAUCUGAAUGCACUUCAGACGAGGAAAGCUUCAUCUCUCAAGAUGAGAUCCAGUCCUUCAUGGCAAACAACAAGUCCUUCUACAGCAAUAGAGAACAAUACCGGCAGCAUCUGAAGGAGAAAUUCAACAAAUACUGCCGCUUGAACGAUCACAAGAGGCCAGCUUGUAGCAGCUGGCUGACAACAGCCGGCGCGAACUAAACCCAAUAAAAUUAGUUCUGUCUUUCAACGAAACUCUCCAGACGACUACUGCGCCUUUUCUCCUUUUUAUCCCCAAACACAUUUUCUUUAGUAACCUAACCAUCCUAUCCUUUGAAAUCAAUGUGGCUUUUCUUUUCUUUUUAUGUUUCUCCCCUCCCCCUUUUUAUUUCCUGCACAGGAGGCUGGAGGAGGCGAGACCUUUCAUUUCUGAUCGUCCUUUUUUUUCUUUUUCUUUUCGAGAUUGGAUUUCUUUUUUUUAGUUUUGACUAGAUUGGGGGAACGCCUAGAAUCUUUAUAAUUUGAAGCCAUCUCUCUUUCACUCUUAUUCAUUCGGUGUUUCUCUUAACUGUGACACUUAAUAACAGCAAGAAAUAAGCAACUUAUAGUGGCAAAAAGUAAUGUUGUAAUUCUGUACAGAAAUGACAAUGAGUGCGAUAUAAAGAUUUUUCAGAGUUAGACAUCCAUUUGCAAAAAUGUUCAGGAUGUAAUAUGUUGGAGCGCAAUGUGCAAAAAUUUAAAAAUAAAGAAUAUUUAUUAAUAUGCAUAGUAAAAACAAACAAA
Molecule: messenger RNA, 2844 nt
Organism: Heteronotia binoei (common prickly gecko)
Lineage: Eukaryota; Metazoa; Chordata; Lepidosauria; Squamata; Gekkonidae
Gene: GGNBP2
Product: gametogenetin binding protein 2
Exons: 13
Coding region: 97-2283 (728 amino acids)
Cellular component (GO): cytoplasm; nucleus
Source: RefSeq, a predicted model, not a curated record